Cottoperca gobio is the source of this 2755-nucleotide messenger RNA. It is a transcript of the gene c5h6orf89, whose product is annotated as chromosome 5 C6orf89 homolog. The record is from RefSeq and is a predicted model, not a curated record. The transcript has 8 exons. Gene Ontology annotation, cellular component: nucleolus; Golgi membrane. Lineage: Eukaryota; Metazoa; Chordata; Actinopteri; Perciformes; Bovichtidae. Bases 232 to 1230 code for a protein of 332 amino acids.
AAAGAACCGUAGAAGAAGAAGUGUGUGUGUUGGCUGUUUGUGGUAGCCAUGCUCCUAACUAGCUAGUUUAUGUUAAACAGAAAAUCCAUGUAUCUUAGUAUUUAACGUCAGAAAGAAGAGACCCACACGGAGGUCGGGGAUGUCACGGUAAAGGUGACACCAUGCUCCUGGAGCCCGCAGCAGCUGAAGAUUGACGUGUUUGACAGAGAAGUUGCCGUGACUGCUGCUGUCAUGGGAACGACGAUGAGCGAGCCGUGCAUCUACGACAAACUGUCCGAGAGCAUCGACAUCCUCCGCCAGUCGGGCUACCGCUACGGCAUGUCGGAGAGGGAGAUCGAGAGGUUCAUCAAGCAGGUCCUGGAGACCAACGAGCCCAGGAGAGAGCCUCCCCAGUUCCCCAUCCUGAGAGCCACCAUCAAGUUUGUGGUGGCAGUGGGCUUCCUGCUGGUGGUGGUGCUGGCCUUCACGUACCCUCAGAGAGCCCCCCAGCUGGGUCUGGUCAACCUGGGCUGUUGCAACUGGUCGUCCCCCCUCAGCCACGUCCGCCUGCUGUCCCUGCCCAUCGCCAAGAAGUACAAUCUGCAAGGUUUCCAUGAAUGGUGGAGUGCCGGCUCUCUCAGGCAGAAUCUGGUCAACUGUUCGGGCUGUGCAGAGAUCUCCUCAGUGAUGGAAGUCCCAGAGAGCCUCAGAGGGACGGUGGCGCUGCGACGGGGGCCGCAGCUCGUCCUGCUGAAGGGUGGGGAGUCUCUCAGCGUCCAGCGACAGCAGCUCGAGGAGCUCUACUUGGCUCAUUCAGGCUCCAUGUCCAUUCUGCUGGAGGAGGACGACGGUCUGCAGAACCACAACCUCGGACUCCCCCAAGGACCCGCCAACUUCACGCUGUUCUGGAGGUUCAGCUCUGGGACCAGAGAGAAGGUGUUGAGGUGGCUCUUCCCGAAGGCUGAGCUCUGCCCCCUGCUGGACAGCGCUGGGACCAUCGUGCAGCGCUGCCUGGUCACCCACAGCACAAACUCUCAGAGCAAGGGUGUCGGGGUGUUUGGCUGGCUGGUGGUCGGCGAGGGUCUUCCAACAGUUCGAGUUCUGCCUGUUCAGCGCUGUCAGAAACACUGCAGCUCCUUCAACCUGUGGCUGACUCCUGGAGACAUGGUGUACGCUGACCCUCGGUACUGGCAGAUGGAGCUGUUCCCCGGCCGAGGCCAGAACAUCAUCUGUGACGGAUCAGCAUUUUAAGCUUCAGGCGGAGCAAAGUGAAGAAGAGUUCAGGAACACGUAGAUCGGCUGUGAAUGUCGGAGCUCGCCGGCCUCUUCCGUGGCCACAAAGAUGCCUUAUAACCCCCGGCCUUUUUUCUGACGCCCCGCCCGUCUGAUAAUCCUCCCAGCGUCCUCAAAGAACUGGAGACCACUGAACACAUGACUUCAGUUUGGAAAAAGGGAUUCUCCUGCAGGUUUUAAGGAUUGAGGAAUGACUUUUUGACUUUGUCCUCGUGUGGAACAGCAAAUCUUUAAACUGUGCUGCAGCUCUCAGAUGUUCUGGAUGUGCUCGUGCCAUAGCUUCAAGCAGAUCUCUAGCAAUUAAACAAAAACAAUUCAUCAAAUCAUUGGGUGUGUCUCUCUCAGAAGGUGGUGAAACACAGAGUGCAUGUGCAUUACACUGACCUCUGCAUCACGGCCACAUCUGAUGUGUUCACUGUCAACUUGUAAAACAAGGACACGACGUAUAAAGAGAACUGGAUACAGCGUUGGAGGCGAAAGUCAAUAAGGUUUGACUUCUGAGAAUAAAGUUCCCCUGAUCUUCUGUGAGCCCAUUCCUUUACCCCCCCUCCUGUCAAACUUUAGAGUGACCCCCCCCCCCCAAAGGAAAUGUAACAAUUACAAACAUUCUUUAAAUAGUCGAGAAUAGAAACUCAGAACAUGAAGAGAAGCCACGUCAGUCUGAUGAUCAGGGAACCUGCUGCGUACAAGGUGCACAGGGCGUUUGUUCAGUCAGUGAACACGCACUUUUUGCAGUGCAUUCUGGGAACUUGAUGAUUUGUGAUUUUCGGCAUCUGGAGUUGCUGGACUUCCACCACCUCCUGUAGUUCUGAGACACACCUGCAGCUCCACCUGCAGCUCCACCUUCUGCUUUUCAUCUGCUCUUCAUCUGCUCUUCAUCUGCUCUUCAUCUGCUCUUCAUCUGGUUCUUGCCCCGAUGUUAAAGGGCCAGUUCACCCAAGUUACAAAACUAUUGAACGCACUCUACCUAAUAAUUUACUAAAAUAAUUGUGACAUUCAAAAGCAGCACUUUAACGUCUCACUCUGCCAGCUGUCAUUUGUCCUCGACUGAACCGGAGUAAACCUUUUGCUGUUUGAUGAGACGAUAAUAAACUACGUUGUUAAAAAUCGCAACGUUCAUAAAAACUGCAAUCUUUUAAAUUGUGAUUGGAUUGUAAAGUUUCUACCUCUCGUGUGUUCUGUGCAGCAUCCAGAGGGACGGGGGGGGGGGGGCACGGGCACGCUGUCUAAAUAAGAUGUUGCUGUUGAAUGUUUAAAGCACAUCUGAAGUAGUUUGUUUGACCUGUUGGUGUGGGGGCAGAGAUCUCAAAGCAAACGGACUGGAGUAAUACUGGUGAACAUGGAUUUGGGUGAACUGUUCCUUUACGACCAGUUACUUCUGACGUUUGUUUCCAUUCUUUCCGUUUAUCAGGAUCACAUUUUCUUUUUAAUUAGUUUCAUUGAUUUUAUUCAGUUUUAUGAGAAAAUUAAAACUUGUCAUGUA